Molecule: messenger RNA, 1017 nt
Organism: Vicia faba (fava bean)
Lineage: Eukaryota; Viridiplantae; Streptophyta; Magnoliopsida; Fabales; Fabaceae
Source: the annotation of a GenBank genome assembly
AUGCAACCCAAGUCUGAAACUGCAAAUCAAGUUAGGUCGGAUCCUCAUUCCUUACCGGCCGGUGGUGUUGGUGGUGUUUACGCUGAACCUUGGUGGCGUGGUGUUGGAUACAAUCCUGUAGGGCAAACAAUGUCUGGUGCCAAUUCAUCCUCUCUUGACUGCCGCAAUGGUGAUUCAGAAUCCAAUGAGGAAGGGCAAUCUAUGUCCAAUAGUGGAAUGAAUGAGGAAGAGGAUGAUGCUGCUAAGGAUUCGCAGCCUGCUGCUGCUCCUAAUCAAUCAGGAAAUUAUGGGCAAGAACAACAAGGAAUGCAGCACACUGCAUCAUCUGCGCUUAUCGUUCAUGAAGAAGGCCUCACACAAACUCCUCCGAUGGAGCUUGUUGGUCAUUCAAUUGCAUGUGCUACAAAUCCUUAUCAGGAUCCAUAUUACGGGGGCAUGAUGGCCGCUUAUGGUCACCAGCAGUUGGCAUAUCAUCCUUUUAUGGGAAUGCCUCAUCCCAGAAUGCCUUUGCCCCUCGAGAUGGCUCAGGAACCUGUUUAUGUGAAUGCCAAACAAUACCAAGGAAUUCUGAGGCGGAGACAAGCUCGUGCUAAAGCAGAGCUUGAAAGGAAGCUCAUAAAAUCUAGAAAGCCAUAUCUUCAUGAAUCUAGACAUCAGCAUGCUAUGAGAAGGGCAAGAGGCACAGGAGGACGAUUUGCAAAGAAAACUGAUGGUGAAGGCUCAAACAACUCAGGAAAGGAUAAUGGCUCUGGUCCAGUCCUGUCAUCACAGUCAAUUAGUUCAUCUGGUUCAGAACCCUUACCUUCAGACUCUGCCGAAACCUGGAAUUCUCCCAACAUGCAACAAGAUGCAAGAGUAACAAAUGAAAACGGCGGUGUCUCCUACCAUAAUAACAACAAUGGUAUGCAAUCUUCAAGAUAUCAAGGUGAAAGAGUGGAUGAAGGGGACUGUUCAGGGCAACUUCGUGGAAGCAUCUCCUCGAACGAGGCAUCACAGAGACGUCUAGCUAUUCAGUAG